Messenger RNA from Puccinia triticina, 381 nucleotides. RefSeq lists its product as uncharacterized. NCBI's taxonomy places the organism in Eukaryota, Fungi, Basidiomycota, Pucciniomycetes, Pucciniales, Pucciniaceae. The transcript has 3 exons. The record is from RefSeq and is a predicted model, not a curated record. Bases 1 to 381 code for a protein of 126 amino acids.
AUGCAGCUCCCCAAAUCCAUUUUCUUACUAUCUUGCGCAACCCCGCUCGGGGUGUUGGCUGGCCCAAAACCAGUCAUAGAUAAAGGAACUACCUUCACAUGCUUUGAUGCUAAAAAUCCUGGAUUCAAGAUGGGGUGGUGCGCCAACAAAGUUAUCACUCUCAGUGAGAUACCCGGCAUGAAACAAAAGUAUUUCAAACCAGUAAUUCAGGCAAACAAAGUGGGAGCUGCAGAACACUUCAAUUAUAAUUGUGAGGGGAAGGAUACAAAUAUUAAUUUUUGUUGUAAAAACAAUUGGAAACCAAACCCAUCUGGCUCUGGUGUGGUUAGUAUCUCUGAAUCUAAUUGUGAGACAAAAGAGAGAAUUCCAAAUAAUCCAUGA